AUGCGCACUUCCUCUUCGCCAGUUCUGUCCCCGUCGUCGUCACCCUCUCGCUCCCCUACCUUCGAGCUCGCUUUGCGGGUCGGGGGCACGGGAUUCACUUUGUCACUUUCUCGCACCCAUUUCCCUUUUAUGCAGCUGCAAAAAGAUGCGUUCAUUUUAUCCUUGUUGUCGAGUUCCGACAUCGAAAAGUUCCAGUCGCCUCUUGAGUUGUGCUUGGCGUUCAUUGAAUUUCUUCUUGACCAGGACAAAAUCCUCCGCUCGACAUUGGCUGCCGUUUUUCAAGCAUUCAAGUAUGAAUUCUUGCGCGACGAGGAUGAGAUCCAUGGCAUAGUUGCUCAAUUAAUGGUAGCUCCCAGCGAACGACAGCGAUGGCUAGGAAUCUAUUACCGAGCUGUCGAAACCACAGGUGGCGAGGGUUCUGACAGUGGCUUCCAAAACCGGAUAAGUGCGCUACUCAGUCACGCUCAAUGCAGCCGAUUUCACUUGAUGGCUGUCUUUGGUGGCCAAGGGGAUGCGAGUCGUACGUGCGCCCAAGAACUGGCAGACCUCUAUCUCACCUACCGACCGAUGCUCCAACCGUUUGUGGAGACUAUCUCGACUCUUCUUCGCAACCUAUCUGGCCUUCCGGACUCAUGGUUUUACUACCGCGGAUGCUCUCUAGACCUGGAAACAUGGGUCAAUGACACCUCCACGAUUCCUGGAAGCGAACUAAUAGCCCAAGCUCCGAUCAGCGUCCCGGUGAUUGGUGCCUUGAGCCUGGCUCGAUAUUGCGUUACCUGUCGCAUCUUGGAUCUCAGCCCAGGUGAACUACGCGCCCUUUUUUGUGCCACGACCGGCCACUCGCAAGGCCUACUGAUAUCAACCACUAUUGCCAUGUCCGACUCGUGGGAUUCAUUCUAUGAAAACUCCCUCUUGGCGGUUGAAGCGCUGUUCUGGCUUGGCUGGGAAUGCCAUCGAGGAGUGCCGCACAGCUCUGUCCCAGCAUCAAGGACUGAUCAUAACGAAGAUCAAAUCAUGCCUUCCUAUAUGCUUAGUGUCAGAGGAGUCACGAGGCAACAGCUGGAUGGCAUUCUCAACCGUAUCAACAGAGCUUUGCCAGAAAAAAGCCAAAUUUUUCUUGCUCUGGUCAAUGCUAGAGAUCAAUUUGUGGUAGCUGGCCCGGCUGCCUCUUUGGUUCAUCUUGACAACCAUCUCUCAAGCAUUGCGGGUUCCAAUAAAGACCAAAGUCGAAUUCCUUCGAACAGUCGAACGCCGACGAUCCAACAUGGAUUCCUUCCGAUCAGUACGCCAUUCCAUACGCCGUACCUCGAGGAUGCAGCCACUGCACUGAGGAGGCGACUUGGUGACCGAGAGAUCUUGGCGGAGCAGCUCAAGAUCCCGGUUUAUCACACGCUCACCGGACAGGAUCUGCGAAAGGCAAACGGGAACAUAUUACACACCGUGCUAGAUGCCAUUGCCCAAGAAGUUUGCGACUGGCCAACAGCGCUAUCUGGUCAGUGCCAACUACCAGAAUACUUGGGCCCAUCGCAUAUCAUCGUUCUUGAUCGUGGUGGGCUCGGGCCAAUGGUAAAAAGAACCGUGGAAGGAAAGGGAAUCAGAGUGAUCCAAGGCAGUGAUAUCGACUCGCGCGAUCCGGAGAUGGGAACCAUGCGAGAUUUGUUCUCUCCACGUCUUCUGGACACCUCAGCAAGACUUCAGAGUUGGGGACAGAAGUUCCAGCCACGUCUGAUAGGUGGGUCGACCAGUCUAGAGACGCGCCUCACUCGUUUACUAGGUACCCCUCCAGUAAUUGUGGCUGGGAUGACACCGACUACCGUUCAUUGGGACUUUGUGUCUGUCAUCAUGAACGCCGGGUAUCACGUGGAAUUGGCUGGCGGGGGCUAUCGCAACAGCUCUGAUAUGGCAACAGCUAUCGAUAAUCUGGUUGCCAACAUUCCUCCCGGUCGAGGUGUGACAUGCAAUCUCAUCUAUGCAAACCCCCGUGCAAUGCGUUGGCAAAUCUCGCUCUUACGUCGCCUAUCGCACAGUAGAGUCCCUAUCGAUGGGUUGACAAUAGGGGCCGGCGUUCCGUCUUUAGAGGUCGCGACCGAGUAUAUCACCACUCUGGGACUGCGACAUAUUGGCUUCAAGCCAGGUUCACUAUCGACAAUAAGACAGGUUGUGGAUAUUGCCAAAGCACACCCGGACUUCCCAAUAAUUCUCCAAUGGACCGGGGGUCGCGGAGGGGGCCAUCAUUCCUUCGAGGACUUCCACGCGCCUAUCCUCGGCAAUUAUGGGCUAAUCCGGCAGUAUCCAAACAUCUACCUGGUGGCUGGCAGUGGAUUCGGCAGCAGUGAAAGUGUCUACCCUUAUAUCACCGGAAAAUGGUCACUUGAGUUUGGGUACCCGUGUAUGCCAUUUGAUGGUGUGCUACUGGGAAGUCGCUUGAUGGUUGCUCGAGAAGCCCACACCUCCCACGCCGUGAAAGAAAUCAUUUCCAAUACCCCAGGGGUCAAGGACAGUGAAUGGGAGAAGACCUAUAGUGGCCCCGCUGGUGGUGUUAUUACCGUUCAAUCCGAAAUGGGCGAGCCGAUUCACAAGAUUGCCACCCGAGGCGUUCGGCUGUGGGCGGACAUGGACCGGAGGGUAUUCAGCUUGCCUCGUCAGGAUCGCGUUCCAUACUUGACAAAACACCGUGAUUCGAUCAUUCAGCGGCUGAACACAGACUUCGCAAAGCCGUGGUUUGGCCGCGACUCCCAACGCGAUGUGGUUAACCUGGAAGAGAUGACAUACGCUGAAGUGUUAGACCGGAUGGUCGAAUUGAUGUACGUUCGCCAUCAAGAGCGGUGGAUCGACCCAUCAUAUCUUGGCUUCACCAUGGCCAUUGCUUCUCGAGCUUUAGAGCGAUUGCCUUGUGUCUCUGGGGAUCUGGAGAAUAGACUUUCACGUGCGCUUCUUUCGAGCGCUCCAGCGCAGUUCCUACGGAGAUUUGUCGACGCCUGUCCCACUUCCACCGAAGAGAUUAUGAACCCGGAGGACGUGUCUUUCUUCCUGCUACAAAGCAAGGUGCCUGGCCAAAAGCCCGUCAACUUUGUACCUGCUCUCAACGAGGACUUUGAGUUCUACUUCAAGAAGGAUUCGCUCUGGCAAGCAGAGGAUAUCGAUGCCGUUGUGGACCAAGAUGCAGAGCGCGUAUGCAUCCUCCAAGGGCCUGUGGCAACCCAGUAUUCUGUUGGGUACGAAGAAUCGGCCAAAGAGAUCCUAGAUUCCAUCACGAAUGGCAUCAUUGAUCGAAUGCAGAGUGACGCUAUGACUGAAGUGUCAACCCCUGGCCCGGACAGCGGGCUAAUAACGCCGGACUCUUGGUCCUCAAUAUCGGGCGCGAAAGAGAUUGCUAUUGAGGAACUCUCCGUUUCAUCCACUGCCGUGUCUGAAUCCAGUGAUGAUCGUCCUGUGUCCAUUGGUGCAGUAACAGUCGGCACAUCUCGAAGCUGGCCACCUUGGGCGCGUGCUUUGUUCGGGGAGAGGGUACUAUUGCGCAAUCGAUCCCGCCAGAAAAAUCCCUUUCAGCAUUUUCUUGUGUCGUAUCCAGACGCAUUGAUGCGAUAUGAUGUGGAUCGGUCCGAGUUGUGCGUGACCGUGCAGGAUGCUUGCAAAUCGACCUCGUUGAUGAAAAUGACUUGCCAAGGAGGAACUGAUAUUGUGGUUGACAUCUACCCCGCUAAGUCCGACCCUCUGCAGUUGGUCUAUCGCUUUGACUCGAAUGGCAUUCCGUUCUGUCUUCUUGAAGUCACGGAGUAUCGGAACGAGAGGGUCAAAUCCUUCUACAGUCAGCUUUGGUUUGAGAUGGAUCUUCCUUCUGCCAGGAUCCAUGAUACAUUCCGUGGGAGUGAGAUGACUCUUACUCGGGAGCUUGUGAAUGAAUUGACCGCAGCUAUUGGUCCAGCAUUCCCGGACGUGCAACUGAUAAUACCAGACUCGGGUAUCGUGCCGGUCAGCAUGGGAAUUGUCAUUGCCUGGGAUGCCAUCAUCAAACCUCUCGUGAUCCAUGAACUUGACGGCGACUUGCUGCAGCUGGUCCACCGAUCCAACGCGUUUGAGUAUUGCCCUGGUGCAAGUGCCCUUCGGAUUGGAGAUAGUGUAAGCUGUCACUCUAGGGUUCAGGGUGUAUAUGUGGAAAAUGCCGGCAAGGUAGUCAUUGUCGCGGCGCAGAUCGUCCGGUCAGGUGAACCGGUCAUGACUGUGACCUCAUCAUUCUUAUUCCGAGGCACGUUCGAUUCUGCCGAAACCAACUUCAAACGAACCAAAGAGGCAGACUGGAGCUUGGACAUUCGAUCGGACUUGGAUGAGACGGUCCUUCGGCGGCGAGGGUGGUUCCACGUGUAUGACAGUGCUAGCCCACUUGUGGGCAAAUCCCUGAAAUUCAGCCUGGAGACUUAUGCUGUGAUGAAAGAAGGGGGGUUCAGGAAGUUGCACGUUACCGGCACCGCGCUCUCCCAGGGGAGAGGCCAUCAGUGGGAAGAAGUCGGAACCGUGGACUUUGAGUGCGACCACUGUGUUGGGAAUCCAGUCUUGGAAUUCCUGGAGCGCAAGGGCACUCCGUGGAGCCGUCAGACCUCAUUCAAGACACCGGGAUGGUCGGGCCCGUCGUCCCUUGAAGUCCAAAUGCCAGCCAGUAACCAGCCCUAUGCGGAAGUGUCCAAGGACUUCAAUCCGAUUCAUGUGUCGUCGAUUUUCGCCGCCCUCGCCGACCUUCCGGGUACCUUGUGUCACGGAAUGUGCACGUCGGCCAUUGCGGUUGCAGUGUUUGAGCACCUGGUGCUUGAGGGCGAUCGAUCCCGCCUCCGGCAAUUCAUGGCGAGUUUCACUGGCAUGGUCAUGCCGCUAGAACGCCUAGUUAUACGGCUGAAGCACACGGGAAUGAUAGACGGGCGUAUGCGGUUUGCGAUCGACGUAGUCCGGAAGGAAAAUGAGGAACGAGUACUGGAGGCUGAAGCCGUCGCCGAGCAGCCUGCGACCGCUUACCUGUUCACCGGCCAGGGCAGUCAAAGCAAGGGAAUGGGGAUGGAAUUGUACAAGUCGAGCGCAGUGGCGAAGUCGUUGUGGGAUGGGAUUGACGCACAACUGUAUGAGUCGUACGGGUGGUCUGUCCUGGACAUUGUUCGAAACAACCCCAAGUCGGUUACUGUUCACUUUGGAGGCAAGCGGGGACGUCAGAUCAGACAAAACUAUCUCGCCAUCACCACGGAGACCGUGCUCCCCGACGGUACACGUGUUGAGACACCCGUUCUCUCUGAUCUCACGGCCUCAUCGACAUCGUACACCUUCAACGACCCCCGGGGAUUAAUAUAUUCGACCCAGUUUGCCCAGCCAGCAAUCCUUCUGUUCGAAGCGGCAGCUGUAGCCGAGCUGCGCAGCAAGGGGUUUAUGUCGCCCGACGCGAUGUAUGCCGGCCAUUCGCUGGGGGAGUUCGGGGCGUUGUCGGCGCUGUCACGAUCCGUGCCGAUGGGGGCCCUGGCCGAGCUGGCAUUCUACCGGGGGCUGAUGAUGCAGGCGUCUGUUUCACGAGGGGGACAGGGGGCGGCUUACGGGAUGGUGGCCGUCAACCCGAAGCGCGUGGGCAACUUACUCGAUGAAACGGCUCUCCGCAGCCUAGUCCGCGCGGUGGCCCUGGCCAGCCAGGAGCUGUUGGAAAUCGUCAACUUCAACGUGCAAGGGGAGCAGUACGUGUGUUCGGGAACGGUCACAAAUCUGUGGGUCCUCGGACGACUGAUGGACCACCUCGCGGACGACAAGGGGGAUCCGGUGGAUGGCACCGCUCAACACGACGGUGUGAUCGUACGGCUGCUCUCCGAGGCGAAGGGUCUGGCACGCCCCAUCCAGCUGCAGCAAGGCCGGGCCACGAUUCCCCUAGCGGGGAUCGACGUGCCGUUCCACUCCAGCCACCUGCGGUCGACGGUGGACCGGUUCCGGCAGUGCUUGCUGCGGCCGGGGUUCCUGGAGGGCAAUGUGGACCUGCAGGGGUUGGAGGGGAGGUUUAUCCCGAACGUGAUGGCGAGACCGUUUUCGGUGGACGAAGAGUAUAUCCGGGAGGCAUACGAGCGGACGCAGAGUCCCAUCCUUGGAGGGAUACUCGGGGAGGUGUAAAUAGAAUAAACUAG
Molecule: messenger RNA, 6140 nt
Organism: Aspergillus heteromorphus CBS 117.55
Lineage: Eukaryota; Fungi; Ascomycota; Eurotiomycetes; Eurotiales; Aspergillaceae
Product: fatty acid synthase beta subunit
Exons: 4
Coding region: 1-6126 (2041 amino acids)
Biological process (GO): long-chain fatty acid biosynthetic process
Cellular component (GO): fatty acid synthase complex
Molecular function (GO): [acyl-carrier-protein] S-malonyltransferase activity; [acyl-carrier-protein] S-acetyltransferase activity; fatty acid synthase activity
Source: RefSeq, a predicted model, not a curated record